This is a messenger RNA of Recurvomyces mirabilis, 909 nucleotides long. RefSeq lists its product as uncharacterized. The record is from RefSeq and is a predicted model, not a curated record. The transcript has a single exon. Lineage: Eukaryota; Fungi; Ascomycota; Dothideomycetes; Mycosphaerellales; Teratosphaeriaceae. Gene Ontology annotation, biological process: DNA repair. Bases 1 to 909 code for a protein of 302 amino acids. Gene Ontology annotation, molecular function: methylated-DNA-[protein]-cysteine S-methyltransferase activity.
AUGAACAAGUCUGACAGCGCGAACGAUGGCGCCAUGGAUGACCUGCGGCAACGAUGGAACCAUCUCUACAAGCAUCAUCUGCCGGGCCUGGCGAAAACUCGCGAUCCAGUACAAGGACAAUGGCCCGUCUAUCUGGACCACUGCUUCGCAAGAAUCGUGCUGGACAACGCGAUUGGUAUAGACAAGCCAUGGAUGGAAGUCAUAAGGCAGCCCGCAGUGAAGAAUAUGACCGAGGACCAACUCCGCGACGCUGUAGAUCUUGCGGAGAAGAUUGCAACGGGCGAACUUGAUCUCGUGUCAUUAGAUGAACGUAGUCUUCAGCUUCGCGGCAAGCAGAAGAAGAAGCGUAAGGUGGAGGCGAAGACAGAAGGCAACGGCACGUCCAAGAAGAAGCUACGAGGUGAUCCAACCAUUUCAACCUACUUCGCGCCACCACCAGACUCGCCGUUCCAGGGCGAGGACACAAAAGCCGAUACGCCAGCUAACGUGGUCGAACUUGGCGACGAGAGCAGGAAGGCGGCGCAAGAAGCGAAUCCUGACAUGGCAGCACAAGUCAAGCGUAUAGCUGACUCCAACAUAACCACUUUCCGCAAACAAACACUCACCCUGCUGUGUCAAGUGCCUCGUGGUCGCUACAGCACAUAUCAAGCGAUGUCUGAUCAUAUCACCAAGACGUCGCACAAGACUUGUGCUCGUGCUGUUGGCAAUGCGAUGCGUAACAAUCCUUUCGCACCAGAAGUACCGUGCCAUCGCAUCCUGGCUGCCGACGGCUCACUUGGUGGAUUCAAUGGCUCUUGGGGUGAGAACGGGAAGUUCGCGGGCGAGAAGCACAAGUUAUUACACGAAGAGGGUGUACGCUUUAGCUCCAGUGGAAAGGUCAAAGGUCCUCCGUUUCGAGACUUCACUUGA